Vespula vulgaris is the source of this 2182-nucleotide messenger RNA. It is a transcript of the gene Syx8, whose product is annotated as syntaxin-8. Lineage: Eukaryota; Metazoa; Arthropoda; Insecta; Hymenoptera; Vespidae. Gene Ontology annotation, biological process: intracellular protein transport; vesicle fusion. Gene Ontology annotation, molecular function: SNARE binding; SNAP receptor activity. Gene Ontology annotation, cellular component: endomembrane system; SNARE complex. The coding region runs from base 540 to 1265 and encodes 241 amino acids. The transcript is spliced from 5 exons. The record is from RefSeq and is a predicted model, not a curated record.
CUCCUGACCGCUUUUAAUCGCGACCAAUCAUAGUAUAAGACGCUUGCGCGGUAUAUGAUAUAACGUUUUAUUCGGCUUAAUGCAAUGAAUCGCCCAUGAUUAGAAAAUUACUUUCGAUAUCGUUCGAUUGAUAUCUUUUUUUUACAUUCAAAGAUAUAUAUUUCGUGAUAUUACGAUAUUAACAAGAUAAGGAGGAGUUUUAUAAAAAAAGACGUUGUAGGUAAAAGGAUUUGAAAUUAAAUCGAUAUAUUAGACUACUAUUAAGGUACAACGGGAACGUGUGUAAAUAAUGUGAAAGCAUAACAUUCUAUAUACAUUGUACAUUUUACUACGUGUACCACGUUGUGUGGGGGAUGACUUGCUUGGAUGGAUCAAGGCUAUUCGUCAUGAUAUAUAUCAACGUGAUUUUCUUCUUGUUAGAUGUUCACUAGAUCAUUUGAUCAUCUUGGACAUUUAAUUUAUGGUUAUGAUGGAGAUAUCGAUAUAUAUUUAUGUAUCAUCAUAAUUUUAGCUUAUUUGUAUUGUAGAAAUCUUUAAGGAUGGCACUCAUUUAUAUAGAAGACAAUGAUCCUUGGCUUACAGAAUAUGAAGCUUGCGAGAAGUUGUUCCGUGAAAUUAUGGAACAACUCACUAUGCGUGAGCGAGAAUCAGAAACAUCUCAAGCAUAUGCAAGUUUGUCUGCAAAUAUACGUUUACGUAUAAAACAGUAUAAUAGAGAGAUUUAUCAACUUAAAACUAAAGUUGAAGAAGCCUCCAAAUCCAGAACUAUAACCAUUGAAGAAGCAGAACGUAGAACAAGACAGAUUGAACUAUUACAAAGUAAAGAUAUCCAAUUACAAAAGCUUUAUGACUCUAGAACAAAAUCUCUAUUAUCCAACCGAAACAAUUUAUUAAGAUCGGGAACAUCUGCAUUUGCUGAUAUGGGAACAACAUCGUGGGCCAUAGAUGAUGAUGAUGAUAAACCCAUAGAUGUGCAAAAUUUUAAAAAUUACCAAGAACAAGUCUUACAAGAACAAGACAAAGGAUUAGAAGAAUUGUGCAAAGUAAUAGAACGUCAAAAAGAAAUAGGACAAACUAUUAGCAACACAGUAGAUCAGCAUAAUGAAAUAAUCGAUGACUUGGCUGAUCACAUGGAUAUGACUGAUCAAUCUUUAAUUAAUAGAACACGUCAAGUAGAAAGCAUUAGUUACAAAGAUCGUACUUGUGGUUAUUGGAUAAUUAUUAUUUUACUUUUCAUUAGUAUUGUAGUAGUUGCUUUAUUGUAAAUUUAAUGAAAAUUCUGUUUCUUGAAGGAGAGCUGAUGUAAAUACAACAUAUAUAUGUAUAUGUGCAUAUGUGUAUAUAUACAUUUAAUAGUAUUAUCACCCAUAUAUAUAAAAAGAACUAAUAUCUUUUGUCCCAAGCUAUAUUAUUACAUAUAUGGUACUUACUGUUAAUUUAUUAAUCCAAAUUCAGAAUAUCCUGCUUUUAGCAUUUUAUAUUUAUUAUAUAUUAUAUUAUAUAUACUAAUUAAAUUUAUAUUGCUUGCUUUUGAAUUUGACACUAGUUUUUUUUUGUUUUAUGAAUUUUUAUGUUUCAGGAUGUGAUGAAUUUCAAUUUAUUAUUCUUUUUUUUAAGUUUAUGUAUAUAGUUUUUAGUUCUUUUAUUUUCUUAUAUUCUCUUAAAUUCUAAAACAUAUUUAAUUAUGCAUCUUAAUUUUAUUUUUAAGAAGGAAUAAUGUACAGUGAUAUUUAUGUAUAACAGUAUAUGGAAAAUCUAGAAAUUUAUAUUCAGGAGAAAGUUCUGUAAUUUUUUAAUUUUUUAUUAUUCAGUUUUAUAUAAUUUCAGACUAUUUAACAAUGCUUGGGGAUUUGGAUUCCUUCCUCUGAAUCUUCUAAAAAUUUCAUUAGUUGGACAAGUACUAUUCAAAGAUAAAAAUGUUUCUUGGAAUUUUUUGCAAACUUCCUCAUAACUAGUUUUGUCUUCAAGAGGUAUUUCUUGAAAUGCACUAUAUAUAUCUGCUGCAAUCAUUUUUGACCAAAGAUGACUGUAGAGAAGAAAAAUAGAUAUUAUAUGUCAUAUAUAAUAAUUUCGAAUAGGAAAUUAAAAAGAAAAAGAUUAUCGACCUACCUAUAAUGAUUUGUAGCCAAACGCAUAGAAAAAAUGGAUUUAAAAGAAUAAAUAAAUACAUUGUUUAUUUCCA